ACCCUGAGACCUGACUUCAUUUUUGUCAGAUUCUCCAACAAUUCUGGAAUACAAGUCAUAUUCUGCAUAGGAUUCUUCACUAUGUAUAGCCUCACUCUUUUGGGAAAUGGCAUCAUCAUCCUCCUGACUUUGGUUGAUACAGCCCUUCAUACUCCCAUGUAUUUUUUCCUAAAGAACCUGUCCUUUCUCGAGAUUUGCUACACUACAGUAACCCUCCCCAAAAUGCUGGUCAAUUUUGUGUCUGAAGUCAAGAGCAUCUCCUUUGCUGGCUGUGCUGCCCAGAUGUAUUUUCUUCUUUCCCUUGGAACGGUGGAGUGCUAUCUGCUGGCUGUCAUGGCGUACGACCGCUACAGGGCGAUCUGUUGCCCAUUGCAUUAUCCAAUCCUCAUGAACCAAAAAACUUGUGUUCAGAUGGCAGUGGCAUCUUGGCUCUGUGGAAUCUUGAUGCCCCUUGGCAAUGUGGUCUGGAUCUUCACCUUGCCCUACUGUGGCCCAAACAAAAUUAAUCACUUCUUCUGUGAUGUGCCACCGGUGCUGAAGUUGGCUUGCACUGACACCACAAAGAAUGAGAUGUCAGUCCUUGCUUUAAGCGUUCUCAUCACAUUGUCCCCCUUUCUAUUGGUGUUGGUGUCCUACGUCCGUAUCCUCUUUGCUGUACUUAAAAUACCAUCGGCAGAAGGUCGACGCAAAGCCUUCUCCACUUGCUCAUCCCACCUCAUCGUGGUCACCUUGUUCUAUGGCUCUGCCAGUGCCAUGUACCUGCGUCCAAAAUCCAGCCACACUGAGAAUAUAGACCGGCUGGUUGCUCUCUUUUAUUCUAUCAUUACCCCCAUGUUGAAUCCCAUGAUUUAUAGCCUGAGGAACAAAGAAGUAAAAGAUGCUCUGAGGAGGCUGAAGGGGAAGAAAAGAUUCCUAUGUGAACUAGGCAAAUACAUUUGUGAUAGAAGAGAUUUUUAA
Molecule: messenger RNA, 957 nt
Organism: Euleptes europaea (tarantolino)
Lineage: Eukaryota; Metazoa; Chordata; Lepidosauria; Squamata; Sphaerodactylidae
Product: olfactory receptor 10A7-like
Exons: 1
Coding region: 82-957 (291 amino acids)
Biological process (GO): G protein-coupled receptor signaling pathway
Cellular component (GO): membrane
Molecular function (GO): olfactory receptor activity; G protein-coupled receptor activity
Source: RefSeq, a predicted model, not a curated record